Psylliodes chrysocephalus is the source of this 2402-nucleotide messenger RNA. The record is from the annotation of a GenBank genome assembly. NCBI's taxonomy places the organism in Eukaryota, Metazoa, Arthropoda, Insecta, Coleoptera, Chrysomelidae.
AAAUGUCAAAAGUAAUCUGUGUUUCAAAAUUGAAUGAUGAACAGUGCUUUAAAAUUUUAUUUAUAGAUAUUUCUAAAAAUGGAUUUUUGUUGUUUACUUUAAUUUUCUCUAGUUCAUAUUUCUUUUUUUGUAUUUCUGUGUUACCGAAAUGAGUAUUGAGUGUUUCACAAGUUAUUCUUAUAAUAAUGACUUCUUGGAUUGGAAAGGUCGAAAAUCAACUUCAUCAGAAUGAACAAUUCGAUAAUAAUAUCGUACUUACACAUGACUUACAAGAUUGCCUUGAUGAAAGCCUGGAUUUUAAUUUUAAUAAAGUAUACUCAGACUCGGAUAAUAUUUCAUUGGACAAUAAAACUGAUACCAAAGAACAAAAUGGUUUUGUUCAACACACUAUUUCUCUGGAUGAGAUAUGUAUGCAAAUUAGUCCAGGAUCCUCAGAUAGAAUGCCAAAUGAUCCAUCACAUGCGACUUUGACAAUCACAUCUACAGAUCCUGAUACCAAAGAAACCACAAUCAACAGAUUUCAGUGUGACUAUGAUGGCUGCUCUAGGACUUACAGUACAGUUGGUAAUCUUAGAACACACCUGAAAACACAUAAAGGUGAAUACCGGUUUAAAUGUUCGGAACCCAGUUGUGGAAAAGCUUUUUUAACUUCAUAUAGUCUAAAAAUACAUAUCAGAGUACAUACAAAGGUGAAACCAUUCGAAUGCACCGAAGACGGAUGUGACAAGGCUUUCAAUACAAGAUACAGGCUGAGAGCUCAUGAACGUUUGCAUAAUGGUAAAACUUUUAAUUGUGAGUCAGAUGGAUGUAAUAAAUUUUUUACUACCCUCAGUGACCUAAAAAAACACAUUCGAACUCAUACCCGAGAAAAACCUUAUAAGUGUACUGUUACCAGUUGUGGAAAAGCUUUUACCGCCAGUCAUCACCUGAAAACUCACGUUAGGAUUCACACGGGCGAAAAACCUUACGCUUGCAAUGAAAGUAUUGAAUGUAAUAGAGCCUUUUCCACUCAACAUAGUCUAAAGUCGCACAUAAAAACACAUCAAAGACAUGAAAAGUACUAUAAUCCUGAAAUAACUGCCAAACUUGAAACGUCUAGUCAAAUUAAGUCCGAAGGUACGAUAACGGUACCAAUCGAGAAUUCGGAAAAUCAUUACUCCAGUAUACAAGAACAUAAUUUGGAAUCGUCCGAUGUGGAAAAUCUUCUAAUGGAAAAUCCAACUCAACCAUCUAUAACUUUUGAAAAUAUUUAUUACAAUGUUGCCCCUACUACUUCUGAUACUUUGCUUAAUAAUAACUACGUUUUUACUCAAAUUAUGCCCGAAAAACAUGCAGCAGUUAUAGAAGAAGAAUUCGAAAUGGCUAAUCGACUGAAAGAUUACGCCACUGUCACCACAGAAAACGUACCGCUUCAACUCUUAUAUAAUAUUGGUACAGAAAAUAUUGAAAAUGUCAAAGAAAACGAAACUCUAAUCAAUACUCGCGACGAAUUGGACGGGAACACGGUCAUUUCCGAAUUUCAAAAUACAGGCAUUACUUUAGACAAUAUAGAUAUUAAAAAUUUGCCAAAUUUAGAUGAAGAUACAACUGCAAUGAACCAACAACCCAAAAUUCGAAUAAUAGCAAAUAAAAGAAUAUUACCUACUCAAAACGUGCAGAAUUCACAAACUACAUCUGACAUUUUACUCGAUGCAACAAACAUUUUGUCAGAAGACAGUGGUAAUCAAUCUGAUUGGAUGGAUUUGGUAAAUAGUGCAGCUCAACUCGACAUAGAAAAACAAAACGGUGCAACAAAUGAAUUGGACUCGUAUCUCGUUCUAGAUUUAAAUGAUGAUAUUAAUUUAACGAAUGCGAGUAAUGCUGAUUUGACUUUAAAAAAAGAAAAUGCCACAAUUCAAAAUCUUUCCAGUUCUGAAAACAUCGAAGUUCAUCCAACAUCGACGAAUUGGAAUAACAAUAAUCAGUCUAAUUGUUGUGGAAACCCAGCAGCUUGUUAUAAUAACAACAAUAAUAAUUAUGAAGGUGUUUCACCAAAUUUGGCCAAUAACAUUGUACCUUCAGCUUCAAUUCAGUUGAACAGUCUACCAGUUCCAUCGGAGAAUUUAAGUAAUAUUUUAAAUAUCGCACAGACUCAAUUAUUGGGCUGCAAAACGAAGCCAAAUUCGGCUCAUACUUGUGCAGAUAAAGGAGAGCAAUGUUGUGUUGUAGUCUGCCUGAAAACCAUCGAUCAGUUGAAGCAAAUGUUAUCUUUAGCGGCUGGUUGUAACAAUUUUCAGACUCUUUCACUGGGCUGCGUGAAGAGUAGCAAUUGCGGAGUGUGAUAUUUUCAUAGAGUUUUUCUACGGGUGCUAAAACUAAUAGUCACAUAAGCAUAUCUAUAUGUAUGAGAUAAAAAAAUGCCA